Messenger RNA from Styela clava, 1750 nucleotides. RefSeq lists its product as uncharacterized. NCBI's taxonomy places the organism in Eukaryota, Metazoa, Chordata, Ascidiacea, Stolidobranchia, Styelidae. Gene Ontology annotation, cellular component: plasma membrane. The record is from RefSeq and is a predicted model, not a curated record.
UCAACACAAUUGUGACGUCACAAUGCAUCGAAAAUAAUUCUACAAAAAAUAUCAACAAAAUUAGAUUUGUUAUUGUCAAAACCAUACGUUUAUGAUUUGCUAUUGAAAAUUCAAUGAAUAUCCGUACUGGACAGACAAGGUCAGAGAAGAUAUCUUUCUUCGUGUACCUUUUGAACCUGCUUACAUGCGCCAUUUUAUGGAGCAUCUUGCUGGCUUGGGAAAUUAUUAGCCAGCUGAUUGAAUAUGAUGUAAUUGGUCGAGAUGAAUUUGAUGGAAUAUUCAAACGUUCCGAUGUCACUUUGAACAUAUCGUCUAUUCGCUUGAACGUCGGCGAUGCUUCGUCGAUCUUUCUUGUUGUUUAUUCCAUUGUGCAAGAGACCAUUUUGGUCAUCGGAAUCUGUGGGGCAAUACGAGUUCAUAGACAGCGAAUCCUACUCGAUGGUUCUCCAGAUACACUGGCGGAACCGAAAACGUCAGUAUACUUUGUCAUUUUUCUGAGAAUUUCCAUUGUGAUCUGUCUUGUUUUGGGUGGAAUGACACUGUCUGUUAACGGUCCACUGGCAAGUCACAUGUCAUCCGCGAUGUCUUCUGUAAUCACUGGAAGCACAGAAUCAACAAGUAUUUAUCCCAUGGACAUAUACCAGAGUAUGUUUCAAUGCUGUGGCGCCAAUUCUCCAAAAGAUUGGAUUGAAGUAGAUGAGGAUAAUGGAAUCAUCUACAACAGAACACCACAGUCGUGCUGUAUAAACUCUUCAGAUUGCUCAAAAUCUCCAAUACACGUUUUUGAUGAUAUUCCUUCUACUGCUGCUCCUAUAUCUACUGCAAAUCCUGGUGUGUACACUUCGGUCCCAAUCUCAUUUGAAAACGAUUACACGUUUGAUAUAAUUCAAACUCAAAUUUAUGACAGAGGAUGUGAUAGCGUAAUUCAGUCAUUUCUAAUCAUCCACAGUAUAUUGCUUCUCGCAUCAGCCACCAUACUGAUUUUGCUACAUGCAUCUUGGUUUAUUUGGCGUCGCAACGCUGGAUUUCCGUACAUGUGUUGUGAAUCAUUCAGUGGAAGAAAUCGAGUCCAACCUAUUAAUCUCAAUGUUAACGAUGGUUCGACGAGUUCGAAUGAAAGCUUAGUUUUCUUGGAAAAUAAGCUUAUAAAGAACAUCAGCAGCAGUGAAAGCGUACAACUUUUUAAUGUCCCAGAGAGUCUCGAGAACAGUCACAUAAUUUUUAAAAAGCCUGCACCACUGCCACUGACUCGAGUAGCACAAGAUAUGACAUUUCCUCCCAUAGACCCUCCCCUUUCUUCGUUCACUAAUGAGAAUGAAAAGAAAUACAGGCCACGCAAAUCAAGAGGAAGGCCCAAAACAGGCAUCAGUCGAUCUACAGGAAGCUUGUCACUUAGAAACCUAACGAACGAUGUUGCAAAGAUUCUUGGAGGGACUAUGUCAGGACAUCGACCGCCAACACCUGCUGAAAUGCCUUCCCAGACUAUGAUAGUUCAUGGCGAUAUUGACAUUGAAGCGCCCGUCACAUUAGAACCUGCUUUGCUGCAUUUCUCAGGACCCUCCUCCAGCAAAGAUAAAUGGGCAACCGCCGUCAAUCUUGAAGUUCCCAACACCAAGCGACAAAAUGAAGACGACAAACUCUCGAUUUAUAGCUGUGAGAGCCUUGAGGGGUGGUAAUUAAUUACCAUGCCUCGAUGCCUUGAAGGCCUCUGAGCCAGUGUACCAACAUGCGAUCCCCCCCCGGUCGUGAA